Messenger RNA from Chironomus riparius, 1913 nucleotides. The record is from the annotation of a GenBank genome assembly. Lineage: Eukaryota; Metazoa; Arthropoda; Insecta; Diptera; Chironomidae.
GCUGGGAUCUCAAAUCGAGUGGUCAGAGAUCGCCCCUUUUGAGGUCGUGAGUUCGAUUCCCAUCGAACUCGACUUGUUUUACAUUAGUAUACACAUAUGGCAGUUAUAGGAAGAUCUACUCUAUUACGAGCACAUUGACCGACAAAUUGAACAGUCUGCAAAAUUUUGCGCAACAUUUGACUUUGAUUAUUGAAAGUCAACAAGCAACGCUGCAUAAAUCAACUUACAAGCAUAAUUCAAUUUUAAUUUCGUAAUAUAUUCAGUAGCAUAUAUGCACAUGAGCAUGCGAUCUGUAAUGUAUGUGAUUUUAGCUACACUUGAAACUAGUUUUUUUUUACUCAACUUUGUUUACUUCUCUUUCUCUAUUUUUAAUUUUCGAUUAGUUGAGAUUAAACGUUUGAGUCGAGUAGACAGAAAGUGGAACUGAAUUCUAAAUUAUUUUUGGCAACUGACAAGUGACGUCACCAAUAAUGUCUGAUAUCUUUGACCUAAAUAAGAAUAUUCCGUCUUAUCUCAACGAAGAAUUCUUCCAAGAAAUUUACACAGAUAAGAAUGAAGAAAUUUUAAAUUUAAAAAUCGAGGGAGCAUCAAAGCCUGGCGAUAAUUUUGUUGGUGCAGUUUAUCGCAUCACUUUAACAACCAGCAGUGGAGUUCAGCAAUUCAUUGCCAAAGUACCAUCAACAUCUGGCCAUGAAACACUUCAUUCAUAUUUAUCAAAUGAUUUUGUUGUUGAUCUUUUUAAAUGUGAAAUUAAAGUUUAUCAGGAUAUUUUACCUGAAAUGUUGAAGGUAUGGAAUAGUGCUGGAUAUGAUGAUGUUCUGUGUCCUAGGCUUGUUCAUCAGACAGUUACACCACACCCAACAAUUAUACUUGAAGAUCUUAGUCCUUAUGGCUUUACAACUCUACAAAAUCCAAUUGAAGAUUUUAAUGCCUCAUUAAUGGUCGCAAAACGAUUGGCUAAGUUUCAUGCUGCUUCUUAUUAUCUAGUUCAUGAGAAGAAUCAGGACUUCUCCAAUUUCAACAACAGCGUCUUUAACAAUGAAAUUUUGUCACAUGUGAUUUAUGAUAUGGGACUUGAAGGUUUUACGGAUGUGGCUAGCACAAAGCCUUCAUUGAUUAAAUACGUAGAAAAGUUACGUAAAUUUCACAGUGAAUUCAGACACUUAAUUGAUGAGUCUUAUAAGCCGAGUGAUGAUGGAAUCAAUGUUUUGUGUCACAAUGACUUUCAUCUUAAGAAUUUGCUUUUUAAUAGUGAUGGAAAUGGAAAGAUUGAGGAUUUUUAUAUGAUCGACUACCAACUCUGCAACUACACAUCUCCAGCAAUUGACAUCCUAUAUGCGCUCUAUUACUUUGUAUCAUCCAACAAUCGUCAAUAUCAUCGUGACGAAUUCAUCUCAGCUUACUACAAUCAAUUCAGAACAUCUCUAAAUGACUUUAAAUUCACAAAAGAAAUUCCAUCAAGAAAAAUGCUCGACAAUGAGAUCAAAAAAUGCGGACCUUUUGAAAUUUCAGUGGCAAUUUGCUUGACAAUCUUUUUCUAUUUUGAUCUGAAGAACUUGAAUCCAGAGGAUCUGGAUAUGGCAGAAGGAACUAAGAAGUCAAAGCUUCGAAUGUAUGAGAAUAAAGAGUUUUUGGAAAUGAUUGAAUGGCAGUUGGAAGAAUUUGAAGCUAGGGGAAUUUUAUGAAUUUAUUGUUCAGUCAAAAUAAGGUUUCUUGAUGGAGGGGUAACGGAGGGGGAGGGGGCUUAGUGAGACUUUAAAUUAAAAUUCCUUACUUUAUCCCUAAUUUUAUAUUUAAUUGUAACUGAAACUUUAUUUUAAAGUUCAAAUCAUUCACAAACACAUCCUCACAAAAAUGAUUUUUAUUCUCUCAAAAAACCAACACAAAUUCACAAUUUUUUGUAAACAAUCGCA